Molecule: messenger RNA, 1338 nt
Organism: Cercocebus atys (sooty mangabey)
Lineage: Eukaryota; Metazoa; Chordata; Mammalia; Primates; Cercopithecidae
Gene: POLR1F
Product: TWIST neighbor
Exons: 4
Coding region: 66-1082 (338 amino acids)
Biological process (GO): DNA-templated transcription; DNA-templated transcription initiation
Cellular component (GO): RNA polymerase I complex
Source: RefSeq, a predicted model, not a curated record
AGCGUCGGGGACAGGCGAUUGUGCUUGCGUCAACGGCGCGCGCCGUGGGAACCUUGACAAGCGGCAUGGCUACGGGUUGUUCAGAGGUGCCGCGGCCAACGGCGGCUUCUGAUGGGUCUCUGGUAGGGCAGGCUGGCGUCCUGCCUUGCCUAGAGUUGCCGACUUAUGCUGCUGCUUGUGCGCUGGUGAACAGUCGCUACUCAUGCCUGGUGGCUGGGCCGCACCAAAGGCACAUCGCGCUGUCUCCCCGCUACCUGAACAGGAAACGCACUGGCAUUCGAGAACAGCUUGAUGCGGAGCUCCUUCGCUAUUCUGAGAGCCUUUUAGGUGUCCCUAUUGCAUAUGAUAACAUCAAAGUUGUGGGAGAACUUGGAGAUAUUUAUGAUGAUCAAGGACACAUUCAUCUUAACAUUGAAGCUGAUUUUGUUAUUUUCUGCCCUGAACCGGGGCAAAAGCUUAUGGGUAUAGUUAAUAAAGUGUCUUCUAGCCACAUUGGCUGUUUAGUACACGGGUGUUUCAAUGCCUCCAUUCCUAAACCUGAGCAGUUGUCAGCUGAGCAGUGGCUAACCAUGGAGAUAAACAUGGGUGAUGAACUAGAAUUUGAAGUAUUUCGUUUAGACUCAGAUGCUGCUGGAGUAUUCUGCAUUCGGGGAAAACUAAAUAUCACAAGUUUACAGUUCAAGCGCUCUGAAGUUUCUGAAGAAGUUACAGAAAAUGGCACUGAGGAAGCUGCUAAAAAACCUAAGAAGAAGAAAAAGAAGAAAGACCCAGAGACAUAUGAAGUGGACAGUGGUACCACAAAGCUAGCAGAUGAUGCAGAUGACACUCCAAUGGAAGAGUCAGCCCUGCAGAAUACUAAUAAUGUGAAUGGCCUCUGGGAGGAGGAGCCAAAGAAAAAGAAAAGGAAGAAAAAGCACCAGGAAGUUCAGGACCAGGACCCUGUUUUCCAAGGCAGUGACUCCAGUGGUUACCAAAGUGACCAUAAAAAGAAAAAAAAGAAAAGAAAACACAAUGAAGAGGCUGAAUUUACCCCACCUUUGAAAUGCUCACCAAAAAGAAAAGGGAAAAGUAAUUUUCUUUAGUGUAUUUUAAAUAUGAUUCAGUUUUUAAAAGAUCGAUCGACAUACAAUUGAUGAAUAAAUGUUUUCAGUUAUAUGAAAUGGUUAAGCAUACCAGUAGUUUCCAAAACAGAAAAUACUGAACUAGGAGUAGGAGGCUCUAUGUGCUAAAAAUGAUAAAACUGACUAUAAAUUAAUUUGGGGAAAAUCAGUAUUAUUAAAGUACCAUUUUAUACAAAAUAAAAAGAUAGCUGCUCUCACUGUCGGCUCUCACUGUCGG